AUGUAGAGCCCCAAAGGUAUAAAUGGGGCCCAUUUAAAGAUAAGUUCGAAGGCCCGCCAAGGGGAUGGCCCACGGUUGAUGUAUGCAUGCGAAGCAUGGCAUCCAUGCCAUGGCGUCUUUUUUUUCCCGCGCGAACAUGAAGCCAUCUCUCGGGAGUAGAAAAGAGAGGGAAAAGGAAGAGAGAGGAGAGAGAGAGAGAGGGCAGAGGACUCUGAGCCGUGAUCCAGGCAAAUUCAUUCAACGAUUUCCAAAACCCUAAAAGCCCUUUCCGUUACGCCUCCCGCUGUUGCCGGUGGCUCUGGCAAGCUGCUGUCUGUGGCUCGUACGAAGCCUGCAAAGAUACUAGGGUUUGGAGGAUAUUCUGUCAAUUGUUCUACGUGUCUUCUGUUCGUUUCAGAAGAUUUUGAGAAAUGGUAUGGUAGAUCGGGUAGGGUUUAUGGCAAAAACAGGCUUGAGUGGUCUAGUCCCGUGUGUUUCGGGAAUGGAUGACGUUAAGCCGUCAAUUUCCUCUUGUUCGGAUGAUGGAGAUGCUCUGGAGGCUCGUUUUGCAAAUUUGUGCAAGAGUGGGCUUGCGCUUGAUGAGAGCACAACGAGACAGGCAAUGGUCUUGUUCAGAGAAAGUAAACACAUUCUGUUGGCCAACAUAUCUACAAUUGGAAGCGGAACUCCUGGGGAGGUCGAGAGGUAUUGGUCAGCAUUUGUAUUGUACUGCAUUACAAGAUUGGGUCAAAGUAAGGGAAGGAAGGAAAGUGGGCAGCAUGGAGUUUCUCUGUGUCAAAUUUUGAGGGCUUCUAAGUUAAACAUUGUUGACUUUUUCAAAGAGAUGCCACAGUUCUCUCUGAAGGCUGGUUAUAUUCUUAGUGGUUUAUAUGGCUCAGAUUGGGAGAAGAGGCUUGAGUUGAAGGAGUUGCAAGUGAAUUUUGUUCAUCUAAGCGCUUUAAGCAGGCACUACAGGCGAGCAUAUCAAGAACUAUUUUUGCGGGGUGAUUCUAGCAGCCAACCUUCUGGUUUUUCCAGUAAUACAGGGUACAUUUCAGAUUACCACCGUUUUGGAUGGUUAUUAUUCUUGGCUCUACGGGUGCAUACAUUCAGCCGUUUUAGGGAUCUUGUGACCUGUACUAAUGGAUUAGUUUCAAUAUUGGCCAUACUUAUUCUCCACGUUCCCAUAAGAUUUAGGAAUUUCAAUGUUACCAACUCUCGGCUAUUUGGGAAGAAAACUGAAAAGGGUGUUGAUCUUCUUGCUUCUCUGUGCGACAUUUAUCAUACAUCAGAAGAUGAGCUGAAGAUAACAUUGGAAAAAACUAAUAAGUUAAUUGUGGACAUUUUAAACAAAAAUCCUUGCCCAGCUUUAGAAUGUAAAACACAAAACUUGGAUUGCUUUAAUACAGAUGAUUUGACGUUCUUUGAGGGCCUUUUGGAGGAUGAUUCAUUGCAAUCAAUUCUUCAUAUUUUAGAGAAGGAUUAUGAUGAUGCAAUUAACACUAUUGGUGAAUUGGAUGAACGGGUGUUUUGUAGUGAUGAUGACAGUGUACUUGGAACUGGAAGCUUAUCUGGAGGAGCCAUUAACAUAUCAAGUAGAAAGAGUAAACCGGACAUGAUAACUUCACCAGAAAAGACAAUCAAAAGUCCUGCCUCUAUUAUGCAAUCUCCUACAUCAUCUGUCAAUGGCAAUCUUUUGGGUAACUCUAAGAUGGUAUUUGACACACCUGUUAGUACAGCAAUGACAACUGCAAAAUGGCUUCGAAAUAUCAUCUCUCCACUACCUUCAAAACCUGAUGGAGAACUUCGCCGCUUUCUCUCUUCAUGUGAUAAGGAUGUGACCAAUGACAUUAUAAGGAGGGCCAACAUAAUAUUAGGGGCUAUAUUUCCAGUUAGUUCAUUUGGAGAAAGAUGUGUUCCCGGAAAUCUGCAAGGUGCAAGCCUUAUGGAUAGUAUAUGGGCUGAGCAGAGAAAACUUGAGGCUUUGAAGUUGUACUAUCGUGUUUUGGAGGCGAUGUGUCGAGCAGAAUCACAAAAACUGAAUGGCAACAAUCUUACUUCACUGUUAACAAAUGAGCGUUUUCAUCGCUGCAUGCUUGCUUGUUCUGCUGAGCUUGUUUUAGCUACUCACAAAACGGUCACAAUGAUGUUUCCUGCUGUCCUGGAGAGAACUGGCAUUACAGCUUUUGACUUGAGUAAGGUGAUAGAAAGUUUUGUUAGACAUGAAGAAACUCUCCCAAGGGAGUUAAAACGACAUUUGAAUUCAUUGGAAGAACGACUUCUUGAAAGCAUGGCCUGGGAAAAAGGUUCAUCGAUGUACAAUUCCUUAAUUGUAGCAAGGCCAUCCCUUUCUGCAGACAUAAACCGCGUAGGACUAUUAGCAGAGCCAAUGUUGUCCCUGGAUGCAAUUUCAACAUAUUAUAGCAUUCCUAGUGGAGGCUUGCCACCUCUCCCUUUUCACAAGCGUUGUGAGAAUUUUUCAGAUCUAAAUGGUGAUGCUCCAUCUCCGAAGAAGCAAUGUACUGAAUAUAGGAAUGUUCUGGUGGAGCGCUCUUCCUUUACUUCUCCCAUCAAGGACAGAACACGGGCUACCAAUAGUCCCAAAUCUAAAUUACCACCACUUCAAUCUGCUUUUGCUAGCCCAACACGUCCCAGCCCUUCAGGAGGUGGGGAAACCUGUGCUGAGAUAAGUAUUAAUGUGUUCUUUAGUAAGAUUGUAAAGCUGAGUGCAAUUAGAAUCAGAAGCUUGUGUGAAAGAUUGCAAUUGUCACAGGAAGCACAAGAGCGUGUUUAUUGUCUCAUUCAACAAAUUCUUAGCCAGAAAACUAGUCUUUUUUUUAAUCGGCACAUAGACCAGAUCAUACUUUGCAGUUUCUAUGGAGUUGCCAAGAUAUCACAUAUAGACUUGACAUUUAAGGAGAUUAUUUACAACUACAGAAAGCAGCCACAGUGUAAACCACAGGUCUUUCGUAGUGUUUUUAUUAACUGGCCAUCAACAAGCCGCAAUGGGAAAAAAGGUCAAGAGCAUGUUGAUAUCAUUACGUUUUACAAUGAGAUAUUUAUUCCCUCUGUCAAGCCUUUGUUGGUGGAGCUAGGAUCUGCUGCAGGCCAUUCAAAUUCUGAGAGGCCUUCUGAAGUUACUAGCAACAUAGAUGGCCCAAUUCCAGGAUCACCUCAGCUAUCUCGUUUCCCAAAUCUUCCUGACAUGUCUCCAAAGAAAGUUUCAGCUUCUCAUAAUGUUUAUGUUUCUCCAUUACGAUCAUCAAAGAUGGAUGCUUUACUGUCACCAAGCUCUAAGAGCUAUUACGCUUGUGUUGGUGAGAGCACUCAUGCUUAUCAGAGUCCUUCCAAAGAUCUAUCCGCCAUCAAUAACCGCUUGAACAGCAGCAGAAAAAUAAGUGGUAGGCUCAACUUUGAUAUGGUCAGUGACUCAGUUGUGGCCGGGAGCCUAGGCCCUCACAACAGCAAUUCAGAUUCUCCUUCUGCUGCCGCUGCUGCUGCUGCUGUUUUAAAGAACCCUGUAAAGUGUGAGCCACCUGAUUGCUAAUUCCUAUUCCUCUUAUAUAUAUGUCUGUGGGCUGUCUGUUCUAAAGUUAAGGACUGUGUGGGAGCAGAAUGCUUAUUUAUAACAAAUAAUAUCAUUCCCCUUUGACCGCCAUGUUUCCUUAGACGUCAGUUUAGCGAUUUGUAAAAAGAUGUUCCUAUAGCAUAGUUAUAAUUAUAUUUUUUCUUCUUUAGAAA
Messenger RNA from Dendrobium catenatum, 3720 nucleotides. Its product is annotated as retinoblastoma-related protein. Gene Ontology annotation, cellular component: transcription regulator complex; nucleus; chromatin. Gene Ontology annotation, molecular function: RNA polymerase II transcription regulatory region sequence-specific DNA binding. Gene Ontology annotation, biological process: negative regulation of G1/S transition of mitotic cell cycle; cell differentiation; regulation of transcription by RNA polymerase II. The transcript has 18 exons. The record is from RefSeq and is a predicted model, not a curated record. NCBI's taxonomy places the organism in Eukaryota, Viridiplantae, Streptophyta, Magnoliopsida, Asparagales, Orchidaceae. Bases 416 to 3526 code for a protein of 1036 amino acids.